Molecule: messenger RNA, 3171 nt
Organism: Anolis carolinensis (green anole)
Lineage: Eukaryota; Metazoa; Chordata; Lepidosauria; Squamata; Anolidae
Gene: rtn4rl1
Product: reticulon 4 receptor like 1
Exons: 2
Coding region: 476-1765 (429 amino acids)
Cellular component (GO): extracellular matrix
Molecular function (GO): signaling receptor activity; protein binding
Source: RefSeq, a predicted model, not a curated record
GCGGGAGAGGGGGUGUGGCCUCUUGAAGCCACGCCUCGCGUGUAGCCACGCCCUCAGUCCGGUUAGCGAGACAAGGAAAGCGCGGAGAGGGCGUGGCCUAGAGAAGCCACGCCCAACAACCUACCAGUGCCUCCACUUGCGGGGCGUGUCCCCCACGAAGCCACACCUCCUCCUCGAGGCUCCGCCCCCCGCAGCCUCGCCCUGGCCACGCCCCGCCCCGCCAACAGAGCCAGAGCCGCUGCGGGAGAGAGAAGCAGCAGAAGCCGCGGCGGAGGAGAAAAAGGGACGAGGAGGGGGUCUUCUUUUUUUCCCUUCAGCCCCCUUCUUUUGGGCGGGAAAAAAGGGGGGCAGGAUCUAUAUAAAAGCGGGCGAGGAUGCUUUGGCUGAUGCGGAUGCGGCUCGGAUCCGGAGCGGAUCGCUUCCUCCCCUGCGGACCGCGCUGAGGACUCGCCCCCCCCCCGCCCCUCCCUACACGAUGCGCCGCCAAGGGCGUCCCUCGCUCCCGGUGGCGCUGCUGGUGGUGCUGCUGGCGCCGGGGCUGGGCACGGGCUGCCCGGUGGACUGCGUGUGCUACCCGGCCCCCAUGACGGUCAGCUGCCAGUCGCACCACUUCCUGGGCGUCCCGGAAGGCAUCCCGGCCGAGAGCGAGCGCGUCUUCCUCCAGAACAACCGCAUCUCCCUCCUGCUGCGGGGCCACUUCACCCCGGCCCUGGUCACCCUCUGGGUCUACUCCAACAACCUCACCUUCGUGGACCCCGAGGCCUUCCGGGGCUUCGUCCACUUGGAGGAGCUGGACCUCGGCGACAACCGCAACCUGCGGGAGCUGUCUCCGGAGACCUUCCGCGGCCUGACCCGCCUCCACGCUCUGCACUUGUACAAGUGCGGCCUGAGCGUCCUUCCGGACGGGCUCUUUGCUGGCCUGCACAACCUGCAGUACCUCUACCUGCAGGACAACCAGCUGGACUUCUUGCAGGAGGACCUCUUCCAGGACUUGGUCAACCUCAGCCACCUCUUCCUCCACGGCAACCAGCUCUGGAGCCUGCAGCCCAACGCCUUCCGGGGGCUGGUCAACCUGGACCGGCUGCUGUUGCACCAGAACCGGCUGCGCAGCGUGCACCGCCGGGCGUUCCACGACUUGCGGCGCCUCACCUUGCUCUUCCUCUUCAACAACAGCCUGGCCGAGCUCCCCGGCGAGGCCUUGGCCCACCUGUCGGCCUUGGAGUACCUCCGCUUGAACGGCAACCCCUGGCGCUGCGACUGCCGGGCCCAGUCGCUGUGGGAGUGGCUGCGCCGCUUCCGGGGGUCCAGCUCCAGCGCCGACUGCGCGGCCCCCCCGCGGGUCCAGGGCAUGGACCUCAAGGAGGUGAGCGCCGAGGAGUUCCGCGCGUGCGCCGAGUCGCAGCACCAGGUCAACGCCCCUCCGCGGGGGGACCAGCACCGCCACCAGCACCCCACGACGGAAAAGGGCAAAGACGGGCAGCGCCCGGGGUACCGGAAGCCCAGCAAGAACUGCACGCGGAGCCGCACACGGAGCAACAAGAUGGCCUCCUCGCCGUGGAAGAACACCGACGGCGACGGGCUGGACUAUGAGCACAAGCUGCCCCCGAAGCAGAAGGGGAAGUGUCCCCGGACACCCGUCCUGCCCCCUAGCGGGGUCCAGCAGGCGGCCGGAGGCGCCAGGGGCCGGGGGGCAAAAGUCGCAGCAGCGCUCACCACUGUCCUGUUUGCCAUCACGGCCGUCUUGUCGGUGGCCAUCGUCCGCUGAUCCGCCUCGACCCGCCUCCCAUUUUUGAGGAUUUUCGACCAUUUCGGGCCUGUCUCUUGAGCCGUUUCCUGGAGGGGACAAACACGGCAAAACUGUUCGGGAUUACAAGCAAUAGUCCUCGCCUGGGCUCGGAAUCGGCUGCAAAAACCGCUCGUCGGAAUGGGAUUGUAAGGAGCGUCGUCCACAUCCCCAAAACAUCGUCGAGCGGUGCCCAUAAAACAAUAUAGUUUCCGAGGUCUUUUUGGGGAACUACAAUUUACGGGAUUUUCCCGCAAAGCAACACAACGAGCCCCUUGUUUGUUUGUUUAUUUAUUUUUUAUUUAUUGAUUGAUUGAUUCCCGCUUUCUCACCCUUGCCCUCUCUAUCUCCAUGAAAUCAGCAGUGCCAGGUUACCAGGGGUCGCUCCGAGGCAGGACCCCUUGUUGGGAAGAGGCCUCUGCCGGACUCAGUGGGGCCCAAAGGAGAAGCCAGGAGGGCUGCCCGAGGCCGCCAUCGACCUGACCCACAGCGGCUUUUCCCGGCCUGCUUCUCGCUCGCCUCGCUCUUUCUCUCUCAGGAUUUUUUUUCCUUUGUCCGCAAAUAAGGAUCGUAGACUUGGGACGAAAGCUGCGUCUUUUUCUUGCUUUUUUUUCCUUUUUGUAACGUCGGUGUUCACCGUAUCCAAUAAAAUAAAUCGAUGCACAGGUCAGUUCGGCAGGACUCUCUUCUCCCGAAGGAAGCUUUUUAUAUACAGACACAAAGAAGAAGAGCAAAAAGGAUAUCUAUCUAUGUGCUUUCUUUUUUUUCCUUUUUGGAAACCAACCAUUCACGCUUUGGUUUGAAGGACUCGUCGGAACCCAGAGCACCAAUGUUUGGGUCUUUUUCUUCCCUCCGUAUGCAAUGAAUAUGGGUCCAAGAGGAGUCCAAAGGGGAACGGAUGCUGUUUUGUUGAGGAGGCGUCGAGUCGGUGUUUAUUUGUACACGGAGUGGGGGCAUUGUCUUAUUUAAGGGUGUACAAAGCAGUGUUUGACUUAUGGGGUGGGGGGAGUGGCAUCUACACUACAGAAUGAAUGCAGUUUGACAACACAUUUGCUCCUAGCAGUUGUAGUUUGACACAGAAACAGGCUGGAUGUUUUCCUUUUGUCCUGGUCGAAUUGGGGUUGGAUUGGAUGGCCUUUGCAAGAUCCCUUCCCAACUCUAGAGCCUUACUUCUCUCUAAACCUAUGCUUUUGUAUGGCCAUCUGUCAGGAGGGCUUGGAUUGUGUGCUUCCCUCCCGGGUUGGGCUGGAUGCCCUUUGGUGGUCCCUCCCGACGCUAGGAUUCUGUAUCAAGAGGUGCAAAAGCCGUGUCAAACUGCAUUCAUUCGGUGUUUUUAAAUAGGUUUGAAAGGCAGAGGAAAUAAAGGCGACCCUUUUGGAAAAACCCCA